Messenger RNA from Fopius arisanus, 1828 nucleotides. It is a transcript of the gene Mpp6, whose product is annotated as M-phase phosphoprotein 6. Bases 1134 to 1592 code for a protein of 152 amino acids. The record is from RefSeq and is a predicted model, not a curated record. Gene Ontology annotation, biological process: maturation of 5.8S rRNA. The transcript has 6 exons. NCBI's taxonomy places the organism in Eukaryota, Metazoa, Arthropoda, Insecta, Hymenoptera, Braconidae.
AACUUUAUUGUUCCGUACGUCGCCUGCCUCAGUAUUGCUGAGCUGAUCCUAGUGUGAAAAAUAACGAGAAACAAAAAGGAGAAAUUCUCAAAAUUUCAUUGCUGCGCGGGAAAGUCAUUGUGCAGAAACUAAAAUCUAUUUCCAUACGUAGGAUCGCAUGAGUUCAAUUAAAAAGUGCAGAGUGGCAGUGCAUUCACCGAGAGAAAAACCAACAGAUUUUCAAAUCGUUAGUCGUACACUCAAUAGUAAAGAAGUGGGAAGAGACAACAGAAUUUUUCAUAAAAUAUUUUUCGUAGAAAGGAAUUAAGCGGCAUAGAAAGUACUUCUAACUUUGUUAAUGAUUAUUUUCAAUUUAUAAAUUAUUUUAUUAACUGAUUCGAGCCAAAUAUUUGGUUGGUCUUGAAAGUUGAGUGAUUAUUCACAUGUGAAACUCUCAAAUUUGAAUGAUAUGAUAAUUAUGUAAUAAUUUUUUGUCACUCGGCCCGUGAGGCAACGCUUCACGACCGCUACGCAGUCCUAGACCCCUGCCUAUGAAUUCAAUGACCAAAAAUAUUGUUCGUCAUACACGGCCAAGAAAAAUUUCUCUAACGAUUGUAUUCGAAUUGCUGGUGAUUGUGAUUUCUCACAAUCGCCAGAAAAGUUCCUAACAGAAUCUGUUUGUUUUUCUCUGAGUGUACGGUGGUGACGUCCGGGAAAUUUUAAUCUGCAACUGAGGAUAAUGCAUUGAUAGAGUAACAGUUGAAUGAAUAAAAUUGCUCAUCCACAAUCCUCAGAGAGGAAAUCCGUAUGAUUCUCCACUACGAGAUCAAGUUCAAGGGAAAGAAUACCUGGAUUUUUUCCAUCGAAAGCGUGAGGAAUCAAAAUUUUGCAGAACUGUUCACGCCAACGAUGAAACGAGUAGGCACGGGUAAAAGCUCGAAUGCCCAGUCGCCUGAAACCCAUCGACUGUUCAUUGAGACCAACUCACGAAAAUAAAUAGCAGAGAUCAAGCUGGGUGUAAAAUCGAUGGAAAAAUUCAACAAAUGCAUCGCCUAAUGGUUCCUUCAGAAUUGUGCGAGUUACAACGAUUUUAUUCCCUCCUGCCUGGAAAUUUGGACUAAGGCAUCCGUCAUGCCAGAGUACCUCAAGUGACAAUGGCUUCAGAGAAGCAUAAAAUGAAGCUGUCAAAAAGCAUUUUGGAAAUGAAGUUCAUGAAACGAACAAAGGAGAAGGUCGACCAACAGUUAUUUCAAACUGAAGGGGAGGAGUAUUUCGAGAACCAGUUGACGACGAGAUUGAAGAAAGAAUCAGGACAAUACCUAAUCGAGCCGAGUUUCGUGGAAUGCGAGAAACUGAUAGAAGGACGCUUGAGUUUCCAAGGGAUGAAUCCGGAGGUUGAAAAACUCCUGGCAGCGGAGGACAACGAAAAACGUGCAAAACUGGAAAAGCUUAAAGAAGAAAUAUCCGAAAACCAAAUGGUUAAUCACUACAAAGCCUGUAAUCCCACUAUGAGGAACAGGAAUAAAAAAAGAAGAACAUGGGUGCACCCAAGUGAACGUAAUGGAAAGCAGAAUUCGAAAAAGACGAGAUUUAUGAAGCCUCCGGAUGUUUGAAUAAAGAGUGCAAAUUAAUUAUUGUGGAAUUUACUACUAUUAUUAAUCAUUAUGGAUAUGCUCCCAAUUCGUUUUGGCUGCCCAAAAAUAUGUUAUACAACACAAAUUAGAGUUUCAUUACAUGUGAAUGAGUUGCGUAUUGUCAGACCACUGAGUGGUAUCCAUAAUAUUGUUUAACGAUAAUUAUAUCAUUACUCAUUAGCAGUUCUAUUAUAUCCGAGUACAAGAGAAAUUUA